Acanthosepion pharaonis is the source of this 2745-nucleotide messenger RNA. The record is from the annotation of a GenBank genome assembly. NCBI's taxonomy places the organism in Eukaryota, Metazoa, Mollusca, Cephalopoda, Sepiida, Sepiidae.
AUGGUCCUCUUGAGCCCAAACCAGGCCAUCACUUCCGCAGGCUUCUUCCCGACGCGAAAAGAAGCUACUACCGCUGGUCUGCGCUCAUUUCUAUCUUGGAAAAGGAAUUGCCAAGAAUCUAUCUAUCUCUGUUCAUAUCUAUCUAUCUCUGUUCAUAUCUAUCUAUCUAUCUAUCUAUCUAUCUAUCUAUCUAUCUAUCUAUCUAUCUAUGUCAUGUCUGUCUUAGUAGUAGUGAUUCCUGAUUUAGUUGUGGCUUGGCGGCGCUGUCAGGCCGGCGUUAAUGAACACCGGGGGUUUGCUUGGGUCGUAGGCACACAUAACAAAAACACUCAAUAUCUGGCUUUACUUCUCAACAUGCUUAAAAAAUUUACCCUUUUAGGGAUCCUUUGGAUUGUCCUAUGGGCCGCUUGUGCUGCUGCAGCUAGUGAUGAAUCACCAGACACAGUUACUGUUGAGGAAAAUAUUGGAAAGAGUCAAGAAGCUUCAAAAACAGAUGAUGAGGUCGUUCAAAGGGAGGAAGAAGCCAUCAAACUAGAUGGUUUAAAUGUAGCACAGAUGAAAGAGAUGCGUGAAAAGUCUGAAAAACAUGCAUUCCAAGCAGAAGUGAAUCGAAUGAUGAAACUUAUCAUUAAUUCUCUUUACAAAAACAAAGAGAUAUUUCUUAGAGAACUUAUUUCUAAUGCAUCAGAUGCGUUGGAUAAAAUCAGAUUUUUGGCUCUGACAGACAACAAUGCUCUUUCUGCUACUGAGGAGUUCAGUAUAAAGAUCAAGGCUGAUAAAGAAAAUCAUGUACUACAUGUAACGGAUACUGGUAUUGGCAUGACUAAGAAUGACUUGAUUAACAAUCUUGGAACCAUUGCUAAGUCUGGCACAAGUGAAUUUCUUCAAAAACUGGGAGAAUCUACUCAGACUGAGAUGACUGAUCUCAUUGGUCAAUUUGGUGUUGGAUUUUAUUCUUCUUUCCUUGUUGCUGAUAAAGUAAUGGUCACCUCCAAGAAUAAUGAUGAUGAUCAGUACAUCUGGGAGUCUGACUCUGAUUCUUUCCAUGUAUCUAAAGAUCCUCGUGGUAACACUCUUGCACGUGGAACCACAAUUAGUUUGCAUUUGAAAGAGGAGGCCCAUGACUUCCUUGAAGAAAGUACUUUGAAAGAAUUGAUUCAGAAAUACAGUCAAUUUAUCAACUUCAAUAUCUACCUUUGGACCAGCAAAACUGAGAAAGUAGAAGAACCUAUUGAUGAAGAAGAGAAACCAGCUGAAAAUAAACCUGAAGAGGAAGAUGAAGAAGGCAAGGUUGAAGAAGAGAAAGAUGAUAAGCCAAAAACAAAAACAGUUGAGAAGACUAUUUGGGAUUGGGAACUCCUCAACAGUGUCAAACCCAUUUGGUCAAGAAAGCCUGCUGAAAUCAAAGAGGAUGAGUAUGAAGCUUUUUACAAGUCCAUCAGUAAUGACAAUUCUGCUCCCCUGGCCAAGAUUCACUUUACAGCUGAAGGUGAAGUGACCUUUAAAUCAAUUCUAUAUGUGCCUAAAAUCUCUCCUCAUGAUAUGUUCAACAACUAUGGAAAGAAAACUGAUCGUAUUAAGAUGUAUGUACGUAGAGUUUUCAUCACGGAUGACUUUGAAGAUAUGAUGCCCAAGUAUUUGAACUUUGUGACAGGAGUGGUAGAUUCCGAUGAUUUGCCACUGAAUGUGUCUCGUGAAACUUUACAACAACACAAGCUUCUCAAAGUCAUUAAAAAGAAACUAGUCCGUAAAACCCUGGAUAUGAUAAAGAAAAUUGAUCCCAAAGAUUUUAAAGACUUCUGGAAGGAAUAUAGUACAAAUAUCAAACUUGGAGUCAUUGAAGAUCCCUCCAAUCGAACUCGUUUGGCUAAGUUGCUCCGUUUCUAUACCUCCAAUUCUGAAACUGACCAGACCAGUUUAGGAGAAUAUGUGGAAAGAAUGAAGGACAAACAAACUGCAAUCUAUUUUGUUGCUGGUAGCUCUCGUAAAGAGGUGAAAGAGUCUCCCUUUGUUGAGCGUCUCUUGAAGAAAGGUUAUGAAGUGCUUUAUUUAAUUGAACCUGUGGAUGAAUACUGCAUCCAAGCAUUGCCAGAAUUCGAAGGCAAAAAAUUCCAGAAUGUCGCUAAAGAAGGCUUGUCUUUAUCUGAUUCUGAUAAAGCCAAAGAACAGAAAGAAGCUACUGAAAAGGAAUAUGAGCCAUUGCUGAAAUGGUUGAAGGAAGAUGCUCUCAAAGACCAGAUUGAAAAAGCUACCAUUUCUGAGAGAUUGUCCACUUCACCAUGUGCUCUAGUUGCUGGUCAGUAUGGCUGGUCCGGCAACAUGGAAAGAAUAAUGAGAGCACAAGCCUAUGCCAAAGCGAAAGAUCCUUCCCAAGAUUAUUUUGCCAACCAGAAAAAAACUUUGGAAAUCAAUCCAAGACACAAGUUUAUCAAGGUUUUAAAAGAAAAAGUAGAGGCCAACAGUGCUGAUCCUGCUGCCAAGGAUUUGGCUGUGAUUCUGUUUGAAACUGCUACAAUGAGGUCUGGUUACAUGGUUAUUGAUAAUGUUGGUUUUGCUGGCCGAGUAGAAAGGAUGUUGAAGAGUGGACUGAACAUCGAAGGUGAUAAUAUGGUUGAAGAAGAACCAGAAGUUGAGGAAGAAAAGGAGGAGGAGGAGGAAGAAGAGAAGGAAGAAAAAGAUAAGGAGGAAGACAAGGAGGAAGAUAAAGAGGAAGACAAGGGUUCCCAUCAUUCUGAUGAAUUAUAA